Labeo rohita (rohu) is the source of this 3066-nucleotide messenger RNA. It is a transcript of the gene ecm2, whose product is annotated as extracellular matrix protein 2, female organ and adipocyte specific. The record is from RefSeq and is a predicted model, not a curated record. NCBI's taxonomy places the organism in Eukaryota, Metazoa, Chordata, Actinopteri, Cypriniformes, Cyprinidae. Bases 232 to 2457 code for a protein of 741 amino acids. Gene Ontology annotation, biological process: positive regulation of cell-substrate adhesion; extracellular matrix organization. Gene Ontology annotation, molecular function: heparin binding; collagen V binding; protein binding. Gene Ontology annotation, cellular component: extracellular matrix. The transcript is spliced from 10 exons.
CACGACCCUCAUUUGGCUGAAUGUUUGAGAGAAAGAACUGGAGAAGUUCUGCCCGAGCGAGUCCCGACUAAACGCUAGAGCAGCCCCUGUCUGUUUUUGACAUUUAUCAGCGUUCUUGCUGCGGAGCAGACGCACACACACUUCUUGCGUUGCUGGCAAAUCCCACAGCUUUUGGGGAAAGAGCGGAAAUAUUUGGCCUCACAAAACCGCCCGAAUCCAGUGGUUUCAGCCAUGAGACUAAACCUGAUUCUGGUGCUGUCACUCCUCGCUUGUUUGACCUUCAGCCUCGCGAAAGAUCAGAGACGACCCUUGGCUCGAGGCAGAAGACGUGGCGUUGGACCAAAACGAGCAAGGAAACAGACAUCUAACACUGAGUUGCAGCAAGGAAGAACAGCAGAAAACAAUAGACAAGAUGGAUCUAUUUUCAUCGACUCUUACAAGAAUACAAAGGAGCCAAAGCCAGAGUAUGAUGUGGCCGCAGGAAAAACGGAGCACUGUGUAUUUCGAGGCAUCACAAUGUAUGACAAAACAGUGUGGUCGCCAAAGCCAUGUGUGAAUUGCCUGUGUGCCAGCGGUGAGGUGGUCUGCGACCGAAUACUGUGUCCAGCCCUACGGUGCCAACUCAAAUUUCAACCAAUCGGAGAGUGCUGUCCAAUUUGCAUUGACCCAGUUGUUGAAGCCCCUGAGUUUUCAGGUGACCCUCCUUCCCACAACGAUCUCAGUGAUCCCUUUACUGAAAUAUCACAAAGCCAGAGAGAUAAGAAACAACGACUAAAAAAAGAUGAAGAGGAACGGAUUCGCAAAAAAGACGCUGAGCGCAAGCAGAGGAAGAAGCAGAAGAAAGAGGAAGCCGAGAGACAGAGGAAGUUAAAAGAAGCGAAAGAAGCCAGAGAAAAAGAGGAGGAGCUAAGGAGGCUACGAGAGGAGGAAGAGGAGCGAGCAGCGGCGGAAGAGAGGAAAAGAAGGAUGGAAGAACAGCGGAGGGUUGAGGAAGACAGGGCUCGUAGGCUGGAGAUGGAGCAAAGAGAGAUGAUGAGGGCUCUGGAAGAAGCAGCCGAACGUGCCCAAGAAGGACUCCGCGGAGAUGAGGCCACUGAAGACGAGGACGAGGUUUGGUUGAGAGGGGAUGUUUUUCAAAUGCCACCGGUGGCACCAACGAGAGCAGCAGAUCCUCCUCCUCUCUUAGCUAUCCAAGAGCCAACUGAACCGAGUGAGGAGGACCAUGAACUGGGUAAAGAAGCCCCUGAACUAGACGAAGAUGAACCAGAAGUAGUCGAGGAGGAAUCUGAGAUGGUUACCACACUGCUGCCUCCAGGUUGUUCGAUCUCUGACGUCACUGCCACCUGUGAAAAUGCUAAACUGACGGGUAUACCUCCACUGUCCAUCCCUGAGCUCAAAUCACUCAGCCUACAGGGCAAUGAAAUCAAAACGAUCCCAGCUGGAGCAUUCAAUGGCAUUCCCAACUUGGAGUGGAUAGACUUGGGGAAAAACAAGAUAGUGUCAUCUGGCAUCGACCCGCAAGCAUUUAAAAGUCUUAAAUUCCUGUCUCGCCUGUACAUGGAUGGAAACCUUCUGGAACAAAUUCCCUCUGAGCUCCCAUCAACACUCCAGGAGCUCAAGAUAAAUGAGAACAAUCUAAAAGAAAUUGAGGAAAACAGCUUUGAAGGUCUCGACAGUCUGGUUACUUUGGAAAUGGAGGGGAACUUGCUCAGCGAAGGUAACGUGAAUCCAAAGGCCUUUAAGCCCCUCAGCGAGCUGACUUACCUUCGGCUUGGCAGAAAUCAUUUCCGUACCGUUCCUCAGGGCCUACCUGCAUCUCUUCUGGAGUUGUACCUCGAAAACAAUCUGAUUGAAGAAAUCUCUGAAACGGCAUUCAACCACACCAGAAACAUCAACGUCAUUGUGCUAAGGCAUAAUAAAUUAGAUGAGUCAAGCAUUGCACCUUUAGCCUGGAUUAAUCACAGGAACCUGGAAUCCAUAGAUCUCUCGCACAACAAAUUCUACCUGGUUCCAUCCUUCCUGCCGAAGUCGCUGGUUCACCUGGUGCUGGCCGGGAAUCAGAUCGAACGCAUUCCAGGUUAUGUGUUCGCACACAUGGAGCCUGGCCUGGAGUACCUCUACCUCUCUUUCAACAAGCUGGAUGGUGACGCUAUCGAGCCAGAGUCCUUCUUUGGCACCUUCAACACUAUGACCGAACUCUGUCUAGACCAUAACCAGCUUACGUCUAUUCCCAUGGGAAUUAAUGAGAUGACAGCAUUACAUUUCCUACGACUGAACAACAACAAAAUAAGGCACAUAGCAGAAGACGCCAUCUGCGACCCCAUGAAUGAGGACGACUCUCAUCUAGUCGCCGUUCGCCUCGAGAACAAUUUCCUCGACCCUCGGAAAAUCCCACCCACAGCUUUCUCCUGCGUUCGCUCCUACUCUAGUGUUGUUUUAAAGCCUCAGAGGAUUUAGUAACAGCAAUCUUGUGUGCUAUUAUGAUAAUAAACCACUAAAGACCAUAAAUGUACCCCCCUCCAAAAACACACAUUCAACUGCAUUGAAUCUCUGUCUGGCAACUUGAUUUUCACUUUUAUAAGCUUUCACUUAUAAGUAAGAUAAGACUGAACAUGAACACCGCCUCGAGGAUCGUGGAUCAUGGCAGAACGCUGGCGUUGUUCGCACCUGUCUAGACGUGUCUUUGUAGGAUGCAUGAAUCAACCGUACAACACUUCAAGAGGAAAAAAGUAGCAGACUAUGACUUUGUAUUCUAUGUUGAGAUGUUUCUUAAUCUUGUCACAACAGUAUUAAUUUCGCUUGUCAUGGUGAAGAAAAACAGAAUGCAUGGCUUUUCUUAAUUAUAAAAGACUGCAGCCAAAAUCAACUUGCUUACAUAAUGCAUUUUUUUUAUAAUGACGUUCACUACUGAGAGAACUGUGAUGCAUAAUUGAAAGGUAUCCAUAUGGUUCAAGUCAUUUAAGCAACCACAGUUUUGUAUUUGCCUAGUUUAGAAUUGUAAGGAAAGCUUGUAAUGUACUUUUCUAUUCGCAUUAUCACUUAUUUUAUUCAAAUGUGAGUAUUAAA